Messenger RNA from Cuscuta campestris, 2184 nucleotides. The record is from the annotation of a GenBank genome assembly. NCBI's taxonomy places the organism in Eukaryota, Viridiplantae, Streptophyta, Magnoliopsida, Solanales, Convolvulaceae.
AUAAAUGGUAUCUGUGACAAGUUUAUGAUUUGUAAUUUCUCUUGCAGCAUUAAUCCCGUCGUCAUUCCCGUGCUCUGGUCUUCCAGUGCACUCUCCAAUUUCCUUAUUUCCCCAUCUCUCUCUCUUAUACAGUCCUUUUGGGUUCCGCAGUUAUGCUCCCUUCUCCAGCACACCGUACAGCUGCUUCGAUUAUGGCGAGUAGAAGAGACAGAUUCAGUGAACUUCCGGCUGAUAUACUUGACAUGAUUUUGGGAUUCAUGCCGAUUGUAGCCGCAGCUAGAAUGGCUGUUUUGUCGACUUCCUGGAGAGAUUUAUGGUUUAGUCUCUCACAACUCUGCUUUAAUGAAUACUUCUUUUCUCACAUUCAAGACAAGUAUGUCUCAUACUAUGCUGCUAGCGGUGUCAGGGAUAAGAAAGUAAUUUAUGACAAUGAAAGCAUCAAUAUCUUAGUCUCUGUGAGUUUCAAUGUGAUCACUAGAGUUCUCAUGCAUCAUAAAGGAGUUAUUCGCAAAUUUCUCUUUGGAUUCUCGGAUGACGGUCUAGGACCAGGAACAAUCAGAUCGCGACUACUUGACAUUGAUCAAUGGCUCUCUUUUGUCACACUAAAAGGAGUUGAAGACAUUCACCUUAGUUUUGACCAAGAAUAUGGGUUCUUACUGCCGAGCUGCAUCUUUUCCUGCCCAACACUCAGGAGGUUGCAUCUUUCAGGAGCCUCUUAUGACACAGUGAAUGCCCCUUGCAUCCUCCUGAAUUUCACCAAACUUCGUUUUAGAAAUGUUCGUUUUGAGCCUAUAGAUCUUCUAAACUAUACAAUUAAUGCUCCAAUGCUUGAGAAUCUCUCAUUUCAUGAAUGUGAUCAAACCAUGUUCUAUUUCAACGUGACUGCUCCAAAACUUUGCACUUUAAAAAUUAUAAAUUGCUCCUACAGACAAGACAUUGCUUAUCUCCCAGUUAACUCAGGCUUGGGGAAUGCUCGUACCCUCGUUUUGGAUCCUUAUUCGAUCAUCAAUUUUUUCGAACCCUUUAUUAAAAGGGGGAAGCUGCUACAACCACGUGAUCUAAAUGUGGAAUGCCUGAUGUUGUGUGAAGACCCAUUUAAUCUCAAUAUAGAUGAUCGUUUCCUAGUAGCUGGUGAUAUUUCUUCUGCAUUCAUUCAUUUGCUGCAAGUAUGCCCAAAAUUGCGCGAAAUUCACAUACAAGCAUGGUUCCUCGAAGCAAUGCAUGAGUGCUUAAAGGCCCAAUCACCACUUUCGAAGGAACUUUAUAGUGCGGCUCAAACACUCAAGUCUCUUCACACUCUGAGUCUGAGUUAUGAUGACCUCUUCAAAACUUCAUCCGAUGAUUCGCUUCUUUGGGUCGAAGGUCUACUCUCCUCCUUUCCAACACUUGAGAAGUUCAUCAUAAGAGGAGGGAAAAUCAGUCUCAAGACUGCUCAGAAGCUCUUGCGUUUUCCUCGCGCCUCUCCAAAAAGCUUAAAAAUAUGCUCCGCCGUCCUUCUUCUCAUCGUCCUCAUCGCCGCCGUCUUUCUGACUCUAUUCCUCACAAUCUUGAAGCCCCGGCCGCCGGAGAUCACCACCCAUCCGGCGAACCUCCACAACGUGACGUUUGGGGUGUUCCCGACUCUGACCCUGAACGCCACCCUGAACUUGACGAUCACCGUCCGGAACCCGAACCACGGCAGCUGCACGUACGACGGCUCAGUCGCCGUGGUGUACUACAGGGGAUCUCCGGUGGCGGAGAUCCCGAUGGGGCCCGGCGCCGUGCCGGCGAGAGGACAGCACGAUGUGGUCGCUCUGGCCGGCCUCAUCGGGGACAGGGUCGUAAACAGCCCGGGCUUCUCGGCGGAUUACGGCGCCGGGUGCCUGAACUUCACGUCGGUGGCGAACAUGCCGGCGAGGGUUAGAGUUUUGAAGGCGUUCAAGAUUCAUUUGACGGUUGUGAUCGAUUGCGAGUUGUCUGUUUUGGUUUCUCCGCCGUACGACGUUCGGUCCACUUGUACCUCAAAACUUAAGUUUUGAUAUUCCUUUGGAAUGUUUUUUCUGAGUAAUUUACUUAAAUAGCACACAAUGACUUUCCCCUUUUAUUAUGUAUUAGUCAUUAUUUAAGUAAAUAUUCGCCAUCACAGGACAUUAUGAAUAUUAUUUAAGUGAUAUUUAGAGAAUAAAAUAAUUUAAGUGUUUUUUC